GAAAAACAAAGUAAAUGACUUCCAGCUUUAAAAUGAAAUGUCUGUGCUUGUAUGAAAGAAUUCUUUUUGUUCUACAUAAACAAAGUUUGACAGCUCGACAGGACUGAGAGCAGAAUCUUGGCCUUUUAGUUCUUAAACUGGUAAAUUUUACAAGUUUUAAACUUGUAAAUGUAGUAAUUACAGAGCAUCAACAGGAAGGCCUAACAAUGUUCCCUGUCUUCUGUAAACUGUUAAUGCUUUGGAGCAAAUAGUGAGGCUCUGAAACCAGAGCUGUUCCCGGGAUGCUCUGAUAUCCCACUGGGUAGGGGAAGAGUUGUUGCUCUGGGCCCAUGAGCUCUUGAGGUUGUGUUGCUGGUUGAUUGUUUUGGUCCUCUCUCCUCUUGAACAGGAACCAUGCCCAAGGAAGGAGGGAAGCAUGCUGAAAUGGGAAAAGAAACACAGGCACAGUGUAAACGAGCAAAGCUGGAAGCAGCUUGUUCUCCCUCAGUCCUGAGUUUUGAGAACCCAGACAGCCUCUUCGGGAGCUUGAUCUCCCCCAUCAAAGAAGAGGUGUUUUUCAAGGAGUACUGGGGGCAAAAGCCACUGCUCGUGCAGAGCAAUGAUCCCCUGGUGGCUGCUUACUCCCUGUCCCUGUUCCAGCUGUCAGACUUGAAGGAGCUGUGCAGCCAGGGCCUGUACUAUGGGCGAGAUGGGAAUAUCUAGUGUGUGAAUGGAGAGAAGAAGGUUUUAAAUAAAGAAGGCAAAGUGAAUUACGUGCAGCUGAAGAAGGAUUUUGACCAGAAAAAGGCAACAAUACAGUUUCAUCAGCCUCAUGCACCAUGGAAAGGAGGAGCUGUGGAAGAUUUUCAGGAGAAGCUGGAGUGCUGCUUUGGGUCUCUGGUGGGGUCCAAUGUUUCCAUCACUGCCCAGGGAUCCCAGGGCCUUCCUCCUCACUAUGAUGAUGUUGAGCCAGGUGACUUACUGUACUUCCCAAGAGGGACCAUCCACCAAGCUGACACUCCUCUUGGGACCUCCCAUUCCACACACGUGACCAUCAGUACCUACCAAAACAACACAUGCUUGAGGCUCUA
Molecule: messenger RNA, 1070 nt
Organism: Pipra filicauda (Wire-tailed manakin)
Lineage: Eukaryota; Metazoa; Chordata; Aves; Passeriformes; Pipridae
Product: ribosomal oxygenase 2-like
Cellular component (GO): nucleolus
Molecular function (GO): histone H3K36 demethylase activity; histone H3K4 demethylase activity
Source: RefSeq, a predicted model, not a curated record